GACAGCUCCACCGGGCCAGGGAGAUGCACUUCUGUCAUCACUUCCAAGAAGUGAGUCCAAAAAGGAAGAGGGCGUUUCCCACUCAAAGGCUUGCCCAAUGAAAAUCACUAACGCCAGACACACGAGCAGCGCCGGAGCCAAGUGGACGAUGGAGAAUUUCACGGCGCUGUUCGGAGCUCAAGCUGACCCACCACCGCCCCCAACCGCACUCAGCUUCGGGCCAGGAAAACCUCCACCCCCACCUCCGCCUCCUCCGGGCGGGGGACCCGGCACGGCCGCGCCCCCUACCGCGGCCACGGCUCCUCCGGGUGCGGACAAGUCAACAGCCGGCUGCGGCCCCUUCUACCUAAUGAGGGAACUACCAGGCAGCACGGAGCUCACGGGCAGCACCAAUCUGAUCACACACUACAACCUGGAGCAGGCCUACAACAAGUUCUGCGGGAAGAAGGUCAAGGAGAAGCUGAGCAACUUCCUGCCCGACCUGCCUGGCAUGAUUGACCUGCCCGGGUCCCAUGACAACAGCAGCCUCCGCUCCCUCAUCGAGAAGCCCCCGAUCCUGGGCGGCUCCUUCAAUCCCAUCACAGGGACCAUGCUGUCCGGCUUCCGGCUGCACACGGGCCCGCUGCCGGAGCAGUGCCGCCUCAUGCACAUCCAGCCCCCCAGGAAGAGUAAGCACAAGCACAAGCAGAGCCGCACCCAGGACCCAGUGCCCCCAGAAACACCUUCCGACUCGGACCACAAGAAGAAGAAGAAGAAGAAGGAAGAGGACCCUGAGCGGAAGAGGAAGAAGAAAGAGAAGAAGAAGAAGAAGGUAGGGUGGCAGGAGCUUGCCCAGCGCGUGCAUGCGUGCCCUGAGUGGCGGCCUGAGGCACUGGCCCAGGGGAACCACAGUGUCCCAGCCACCCUGCUGCAGGCCCAGGCUGUGCUCCGUGUCCUGACCCCACCCUUGACUCCCCAGAGCCGCCACAGUCCCGACCACCCUGGCAUGGGCAGCUCCCAGGCCAGCAGCAGCAGCAGCCUGCGCUAAGGGGACCACCAGCCUCCGCCAGGACAGCUCUUCCUGCCGCGCGGACCUGCUGUGGACAGGACAGGACAGACCGGGCUGGGCCGGGCCAGGCCAGGCCAGGCAUGGCGCCCACCUGGAGGGAGGAGGAGCGGCUCCCUUAGACCUCUCCUCCUCUCCCAGGAAGUGUUCUGUGGCUCGCUCUUUCCUUUGUGCAAUUUGUCUGAUUUCAGGACUUGAUUUGUUAGGGUUUCUCACUUUUAAAAAACUGAGUUUCCAAACUGGCUCAAAUGUGGCUGCCUGUCCAGAGGUAAGCGCGCAGGGCUGGGGGCACAGGCCUCGGGUCCCAGCACUGGGAGACCUAGGCCAGCCCAGGCAAGGUGGACAGCAAAGCCCCCUCUCCAGAUAUGAAGCGUUUAGAAAGGGCCGCGGAUGUAACUCGGGGCCCUGGCUUCAAUCCCCAGUGCUGCAGAGAGAAGAGCUAAGUGCCUUUCUUGGGUCAGGGUUGAAGGCAGCACCGCUAAGUGGCGCUGGGGGCUGGGUCUCCGUCUCAGUGCAUCUGUCCUGGGCAGAGCAAGCUGCGCUUGCACCUCCCGGCAGACAUCCCACACCCUGCCCGUGGGGGAACCUGCAGGCGUCACCUGAAAAGCUGCCCCUUAGACCCCUGCUGCACAUUCCAGGCCAUUUCUGUCCAGGAACGGCCGGCCGCCCGCAGGAAGGCAGGCAGUCCCUGGGCAUGUGAGCAGCAGCAAGCCAGGCCUGAAGGGUGUGACCUUGGCAGUGAGCUCCUGGCAGCCAGAGGCACCUGCGCCUUCCCUGAGGAGCUGAACCUGCCUCGUUCCUUGGUUAAGACAAAUCCAGCAGCAGAACAGACUGACUCCUCCAGCUCAGCUCGCCUUCAGGGGCCGCGAGCAGGGGUUUGUGAACACUGCUUGGGCUGUGUGUGCACUGGCAGCCUGGCGCCCUCACUGCUGUGCUCCACUUGCGGAGAGGCGGAAACAGGCACUCCGGAGUCUGGCGUGGCAUGGUGUGGCGGCGCCCUUCCCAAAUCAGGGGCAUCUUCUCUAACGACUGCCACCCCACCCCUGGCUGCUCUCCAGGCCUCCACACGGGCCGCCUGGGGAGAGGAGCCUCUUCCCCGGGACAAAAGGGGACAGCAGGACACAACCAAGAGGUCUCUAAGCUUAGCAAUGGUGAGUGCUGGUUGCUGGACUUUUGUAGGGGUUUUUCCAAAUGGGGAUUAAACCCAGGCCUUGCACACACCAGGCAAGUACCCUACCAUUGAGCUUUUUUGAGACAGGGCCUCACUGAAUUGCCCUUGGAGUCGGCCUCCUGCGCAGCUGGCAUUACAGGCAUGCACCGCUGGCCCUGGCUGUUCUCACAAGUCCUGGAAUUAUUCUAAACCGUGUGUGGUGGCACACCCCUGUAAUACACUCAGGAGGCAGAGGCAGGAAGAUUGCUGUUUCUGGCCAUCCUGGGCCAGUGAGUGCAAGGCCAGCCUGCACUAUGUACAGCGAGACCCUGUCUCGAAAAAAAAAUCCUUUUACCCAAACAAAACCAGGAGCUGCUGUUACAAGUAAUUUCACCCCGUCCUGCCUGAAGAGGGGCUGACUGGGUCCCCUGGGAUGGCUUCCACAGAGCACUCUACCUGCCUUUAGAGGACAAAAUGACGCGAGCCGGGCAGCUGGUCAGAGCAGGGUUUCUUUUUAUUCCUCGUUGGUUUAAAAUGGCUAAUCAGAAUAAAAAAUAAACGGGCCUGUGCAUAGAGGCUGGGGCCUGCCCUGUGUGGGGGUCGGAGCCCAGUGUGCCUCUACCCAGCACCAUUCCGAGUGGGCCGGGGGGACCCCCAGGGACAGCGGGAGGGGCCCAGGCCUGCCACUCCUCCUCUCUAUCCCGUUUUUGGCAUGUGAUUAAAAAUAUUGCUUUUUGGA
Messenger RNA from Heterocephalus glaber (naked mole-rat), 2934 nucleotides. The record is from RefSeq and is a predicted model, not a curated record. Lineage: Eukaryota; Metazoa; Chordata; Mammalia; Rodentia; Bathyergidae.